This is a messenger RNA of Caenorhabditis sp. 36 PRJEB53466, 336 nucleotides long. Lineage: Eukaryota; Metazoa; Nematoda; Chromadorea; Rhabditida; Rhabditidae. The record is from the annotation of a GenBank genome assembly.
AUGAACGCUUUCGGUCUUCUUCUAGCUUUCGCCGUUCUUUUCGCUUCUGCUGCGGCCGCCAACCGUUACGGAUGGCCAGACUCUUACGAGAGAUUCCUUGAGAGAGUAAGUACCCUUUCAGCCUGUUCCCAGCCAAGCAUAAUAAAAUUUCAGCAAGGAUACUGGGACUUCAAGAGUCAUGAUGUGAAAUCGUCGUACAGAGGCCGUGCCAACUACGAGCAUGACCUUCGUGAGCUCUUCGACGACUGGAAAAAGCAGACGAGAUGGGGCCAGAAGGACUACCGCUCUAACAAGUACACUCCACCACAGGGACGUUGGGGAUUCCCAGGAAAGUAA